Messenger RNA from Papaver somniferum (opium poppy), 482 nucleotides. Its product is annotated as 4-hydroxy-tetrahydrodipicolinate reductase 2, chloroplastic-like. Gene Ontology annotation, cellular component: chloroplast stroma. Lineage: Eukaryota; Viridiplantae; Streptophyta; Magnoliopsida; Ranunculales; Papaveraceae. The record is from RefSeq and is a predicted model, not a curated record. Gene Ontology annotation, molecular function: 4-hydroxy-tetrahydrodipicolinate reductase activity. The transcript is spliced from 4 exons. Bases 76 to 306 code for a protein of 76 amino acids.
UGUUUCCAAAAGCUAGGGAUAUCUUAUGAAGUGGAUCAGAUACAACAAAUACGGGACCCCAAACAACAAGUGGAGAUGGUGGGUGUACCAGAGGAGCACUUAUUAGGUCACGCUUUCCAUAUGUAUCAUCUAACAUCGCCUGACCAAACGGUUUCAUUUGAGUUCCAACACAACGUUUGUGGAAGAUCCAUAUAUGCCGAGGGUACUAUAGAUGCUGCCCUUUUCCUGGCUAAGAAGGUUCGCUCCAAGGCUGGCAAGCAUAUUUACAACAUGAUUGAUGUCUUACGUGAGGGUAACAUGCGAUAGUGGUUGGUGAAUCGUAAAUUUUUACCCCUUUUUAUGAAACAUUUUUGUUGUACUUGUGGAUGUUAAUUUAUAAUAAUCAGGUAGAUGAAGUUUGGUACUCUGUUUUGUUUCUUAUUAGAUCUUUGUAUGACAUGAUUCAUCUUUUUAAAAUGGGUUCAGAAGGCUUGUGAUAUGAA